Suillus bovinus is the source of this 1642-nucleotide messenger RNA. RefSeq lists its product as uncharacterized. The record is from RefSeq and is a predicted model, not a curated record. The transcript has 6 exons. Lineage: Eukaryota; Fungi; Basidiomycota; Agaricomycetes; Boletales; Suillaceae. The coding region runs from base 126 to 1382 and encodes 418 amino acids.
GUUUAGUACCCAUGCCACGCAGCCUGAAUAGUCAAGCGCCUAUAUGUUGCGCAGCCAUCUGCGUAGCCCGCAGUCGCUAUCAUUAUAUAACUUUGGUUCUCUUCAACGCCUAGAGUAGCGCCAAAAUGGUCUUGCUCGAUAAAUACUUCGAUGAAACCGACUGCAAUGAAGUCGACUUACCACCUUCUUACGACACCAUCGCCUCUGUUUCUACCAACAUAGAUGAGAAACCUCGUCCUUCGCCGGCACCAACUGCCCGUCCUACAGCUCCUCCAUCUUCCUCAACGUGGCUCUCCCUCCUUCCUGAUACUCGUACCAAACAAACACGCCAAACUGUCAUCUCCCUCAUUCGCGACCUCGUUGCCACCACCACCACUGAUAACUCUGCUGCUACCCCAAUCCUAGCUUCAUGUGCUUCUGCCCUAUCUCCCCCAUCCUUCUCUACCCUCCUCCAACAACCCACCUUGGAAGGACACACUCCCAUCUACUGGGCCAUUCUCAAUCGCCACACCGACAUACUCCCUGACAUGCUCCAAUACGCAGGUCCACUCAACAAUGCCUGUGUUACAGACAUUCGCCUUGCUUGUCUUGCGAGCGGCAAUCAGCUUUUGUUUGGGAAGCUUCGUAGAGGAGAGCUUCCGUUUCAAACUACUCUCAGAGCAGAUGCCCUCGUUCUAGGUUCCACAUCCGCAGAUGACAUCAAUGUCCACGAGGUUGACGGUGAAGCUGCCUUCAGCGCAUCUAUCAAAAUCCGUCUCUGGCAGAAACGAAUGCGCGUCGCUGGUUUGGUAGGUGUGGAGUUUAUUGCGCGAGGACGCAUAUGGUCACUCACUUUCUUCUCCGCUCCCUCCCCUUCUCCCUUAUCCAGUUCUCAUCCAAAUCAUGGUGCAGGGAGCGGACCAUGGCAAGUCGCACUCAGUCUUAUGGAGCACAGCCCGCCUACAUUCGUAGAUGGAAGACUCGUCAUUGACGUUUCUCGUCCUCUUUCAUCCUCAAUACCAGACUCACUCUCCUCCGAAUCAUUUUCGCCCACCAAUUCAAGGCAUCCAUCUCUUCUCUCAACACCAGUACCUACCUCCCCUACCCACGCAAGACCGCCCGUCGUCAUACCACUUCGAUCUACCAAUCGACUUGCCCAUCGUACGUCAGAUGGGGGUGUAUUUAGUGUGUUGGAGCUCAGGUGGGGUGGUGUUGGUCCUAGACCUCCAAAACCAGCUGCGUGGUCCGAUGAAGGAAAGCAGUAUACAAAUGCGUUGAUUGGAGUGUUGAGCGACGAUCUUGGGUGGGACAACACACCCCACCUCACACCCGACGGCACCCUGCACGCACGACUGGAUGCAAGACUUGAGAAAGCGGAGGGUGGGAGCUGCAUCAUUUGUUAGCAGUUGGAUCUGGGAUGCGUCGGUACUAAUGACAGAGUGCGCUGUGAGCGGACUCCCUCCCCUGGCAUGCAAGAUGCCAUACGGGUCUUAUCCAAAUCAUGUAGAGUCCUGAAAUGCACCGACACGUUGCUGGUUAGCACUCGUUGGCUGCUGUACGCAUUCCGGAUUACCCGCGUCCCGAGUGCGUUUGAAGUAGAUGUUUAUCGGACGCACGAGGAGCGAGGAUGCGAUGCUUAUGCUGCCGUUGUUAAUGUGCAUCG